Messenger RNA from Ostrinia nubilalis (European corn borer), 2450 nucleotides. It is a transcript of the gene Naa40, whose product is annotated as N-alpha-acetyltransferase 40. NCBI's taxonomy places the organism in Eukaryota, Metazoa, Arthropoda, Insecta, Lepidoptera, Crambidae. The record is from RefSeq and is a predicted model, not a curated record. Gene Ontology annotation, molecular function: protein N-terminal-serine acetyltransferase activity; histone H2A acetyltransferase activity; histone H4 acetyltransferase activity. The transcript is spliced from 5 exons. Gene Ontology annotation, cellular component: nucleus. The coding region runs from base 169 to 897 and encodes 242 amino acids.
AGAUAAUAGUAAAAGAAGAAAACAAAAAUUCCCGCCGUCGCCUUUCGUUUGAUUCCUUCUAGAUUUUUUGUUAAAAUUGUGCUUUAUUCAAUUAAUACUAUCUUGUUUUUAUUAUUAGAUAUAUCAUUGCAUCAAUUAAAGACCAAGAAACGUUUCCUACUACGAAAAAUGGGUAAAAAAACUGCUGCAACUACUAACAAAAAUAAAGAAAAACGGCAAGCUAGGAAGCUUGAGCAGCGUCGAAUUGCUGAUGGGAUGUCCUAUGUAACGUCCGCCAACAAACUGACGGACUUGGCUUCCCUUUGCAAGGACCUUAUGAUCUACCGGAACAAUGAUCUGGAGGUGAACAUGUACAUCCAAAGAGUUGGUGAACUUGAUAAAAACGUACAUCAAUGGGCCAUAGACCUUACUGAGAGGAAUAUGAAAAGAUUGUACGAGACUUGUGCCUGGGGUUGGAAUAAAGAGCGUAAAGUGGAGGAGAUGACCGAUGACAAUGCUUGGUACCUCAUUGCUAAAGCCAAAAGCGGAUCAUUGCUUGCUUUCUCUCACUUCAGAUUUGAUCUGGAUUUUGGGGAACCUGUACUGUAUUGCUAUGAGGUGCAGGUGGAGGCCGAAGGCAGGCGGCGCGGGCUCGGGCAGCGCGUGCUGAGCGUGCUAGAGAAGCUCGCGCGCGCCACGCGCAUGCGCUACGUGCGGCUCACUGCGCUCACGCACAACCCUGGCGCUGCGGCCUUCUUCAGGGCUUGCGGGUACAGCUUGGACGAGACGAGUCCAGCGAAGGAAGAAGCAGCUCACUAUGAGAUCCUCAGCAAGGCAACGCACAGCGAACCGGCCGCUGAUCAGUGUACACUCAGCGACGGCAUGCAAGCGGUCAACGUCGCCACCGCCGACUCAUAGCAAUAGUCAGAACUACUUUUAGAAAUAGUUUAAUGUUGAGAAUAGACUAUUUGAUGACAAUUAGAGAUAAUGUAAUAAUCUAAGCAGCACACAGCGAGCCGGCCGCUGAUUAGUCGCUGAGCGACGGUAUGCAGGCGGUCAACUUCGCCAGCACCGACUCAUAGCAAUAGUCAGAAAUACUUUUACUUUUUUAAUGUUGAGAAUAUACUUUUUGACGACAAUUACAGAUAGUGUAAUAAUAAUGUAGUCAGUACUAAUUUAGAAAAUAGCAUAACGUUAAAAAUAAGCCAUUUGACAACAUAAAUACUUAUAGAUGGCCUAAACUGAACUGUCCCACCAAACAAACUCAUUGACAGGGGGGUGCUACCAUCGUUCAACUAUAUAGUUUUGGUAACUAUCAAAUCAAUUUGGCAAAAAUCGGAACCAGCGAUUGGGUAUUGAUGGUGGUGGCGCCCCGCUGUCAAUGUCACGGAUAGGACAGUUCAGUAUAUUGGAUCUAUAUGUAACAAACGCCGCUAAAGCUGAGCUUAGCAACUUUUUUCAAAUCCAAAAAUGUGAAAUACUCUUUGUUAUUGUCAUCUGAGUUGGCGUCACAUGCUGGUCAUACUACAGAGGGCCUAGUGUGAGUUUACAUCAAACGCGCGCGAGUUUACAUGACAUUAAAUGUACGACGAUUGCACAGCGCCCCUAGCGGGAAACGUUCAAAAACUAAAACUUCAGUGAGCGCGUUUGAUGUAAACUCACACUCAGCCCACUGGUAUGUUUAUGAUGCUAUAGAAAAUAGCGUAAAUUCUUUAUUGCUUACUUCAAUAAUUAAUUAUAAUUAUAUUUAAUAAGCACGCUAGUUUUUAGAAAUCAGUCAAAAUAAUAGCUUUUUGCACUAUUCUCGUCGCAAAACCAGUUACAUAGGCAGUUCCUUUUUCACGACAGAAGAACAAUGUUAGUUAUCAAAACAAUAUUAUAGUGUUUAUGUGUAGACACACGUAUUUCAAAGCGAUCUAUGAAAUUCUUAAAUGGUUUUUAAUGUGUAGUGUAGGAUGUAUUUGAUUUGUCAAUCUCAUAUUUUUUGUCAUACUUGACAAUAAUGUUUGUGCAGUCAAAAUCAAAAAUAACAGUGAAUGUGCUCAAAUCUUACAAAUCAUACAGUAAUCCCGUGCGACGCGUCAAUAACUGUAAAUAUAUUUUUGAUGUUGACUGUGCCUUAUCGUAAGUAAAUAAGUAAAGGCCCUUAAUUUAAAACAAAAAUACCCAAAUAUGAAUCUUCAAGCGUACUUAAGUUUAAAUUUACCUUUGGGCAUCGUUUUAGAAUACGGCCUAAGUGUUAGUACUAAGCUAGGUAGCACAGACCGAUAUUUUUAAGGCUGAAUCUGUAGCACUAAUAAAUCGUUUAUAAUUAACUUCGCAUAUAAAAUAAUACGUUUUGUACAAGAAAAUCAACUGCGCUUAAACAAUAUUUUUAUAGCGUAUAAAUCAUCAAAAGAAUGUAUUACUGAUUUAUUUUCCAACAAUUUGUACUUUGAUUGAAGAAACUAAUAAAUUAAGAUUUAUUUAAA